This is a messenger RNA of Trematosphaeria pertusa, 687 nucleotides long. RefSeq names its product glycoside hydrolase family 45 protein. The transcript is spliced from 2 exons. The coding region runs from base 1 to 687 and encodes 228 amino acids. The record is from RefSeq and is a predicted model, not a curated record. NCBI's taxonomy places the organism in Eukaryota, Fungi, Ascomycota, Dothideomycetes, Pleosporales, Trematosphaeriaceae. Gene Ontology annotation, molecular function: cellulase activity. Gene Ontology annotation, biological process: carbohydrate metabolic process.
AUGUUGACGAGCACCGUUUCCGUCUUCCUUUCUCUUUCUCUUUUUAUAACUUCAGCCUUCAGCGACCCUGGUAAAACGACCCGCUACUGGGACUGUUGCAAACCCUCAUGCUCUUGGCCUGGAAAGGCGCAAGUCUCGAACCCGGUGCGAACCUGCAACAAGCAGGACCUCUGGCCGAAUCCAAUGGAUCCGAAUGCCGCAUCAGCCUGUGGUGGAGGCGAGGCAUACUCGUGCAGCAACAAUGCCCCAUGGGCCGUUGACGACAACUUGGCCUACGGCUUCGCCGCUGCCAGCAUCAAGGGAUCGAGCGAACCGAACUGGUGCUGUGCUUGCUACGAACUCACAUUCACCUCAACCUCCAUCGCCGGCAAGAGACUGGUCGUACAAGUGACAAACACGGGCGGCGACUUAGGGGAAAACCACUUCGAUCUACAAAUUCCAGGGAGCGGUAUGGGUUUGUUCACCGACGCUUGCGCGAAGCAGUUCCCGGGUGUAUGGCUGGGCGAACAAUACGGCGGCUAUUCAAAUCGCGAUGAUUGCAACAGACUUCCGGAGGGAAACUUCCGCAAUGGGUGCUUCUGGAGGUUCGACUGGUUCCAGAAUGCGAACAAUCCGACUAUGGAUUUCAAAGAGGUUCAAUGCCCACAAGCGAUGAUUGAUAGGACGGGAUGCGGGAGGUGGAGUUAG